AUGUCGGAGGAAGAUCUUCAAGGGUCUGGGAUUUCAGAGAAUUCUUCUCAACGCUCUACUCAGCGGACACUAACCAUUGAGGAAAAGAAUAAGAUAUUCCGCAAGUGUACAUACACUGAUCCGAAAGGAAUCAUCUUUGGACUUGGGGAACUACCCUUGAUGGUUGUCAGCGGAAAGCGGAAAGAAAGCUUUGCAAGCUCCACUGUUCCGGAACUUUCACAUUUCCAAGACCAACUACAUGAAGCUCAGCGUAAGAUUGAUGCUCAAGAGGCGGAAAAUUCUCGACGUGAUGAGGAACACCGCAAAGCUCAUGAAAAGAUCUCUGAAAUGUCAAAGCUUCUAAGGUACUUGAAGAACUCUGAUCCCCUCAUCGCAGAAUACAUGGGUAAACAAGAUGAGCAGGAGAACAGUCCCACCGAGGUACAAGAAACCGCACAAGAUAAGAAACCAAACAGCACACCACUCGACGCACCAGCCACCGCUUAA
This is a messenger RNA of Arabis nemorensis, 486 nucleotides long. The record is from the annotation of a GenBank genome assembly. NCBI's taxonomy places the organism in Eukaryota, Viridiplantae, Streptophyta, Magnoliopsida, Brassicales, Brassicaceae.